Messenger RNA from Pisolithus orientalis, 2496 nucleotides. Its product is annotated as HSF-type DNA-binding-domain-containing protein. Gene Ontology annotation, biological process: regulation of DNA-templated transcription; phosphorelay signal transduction system. The transcript has 12 exons. The record is from RefSeq and is a predicted model, not a curated record. Gene Ontology annotation, molecular function: DNA-binding transcription factor activity; sequence-specific DNA binding. NCBI's taxonomy places the organism in Eukaryota, Fungi, Basidiomycota, Agaricomycetes, Boletales, Pisolithaceae. Bases 1 to 2496 code for a protein of 831 amino acids.
AUGACUCCCUAUCGUCACUCUUCGCCGCCGCCAUCCUGGCCCACGUCCCUCCAUCGAACUUCUAGCUCUCGCGAAGACAUCCUCCCUGCAUCUGGCCCACUCCAUCCACAACAACACCCCUCUUCGCUUUCCAUCCACCAAAACACACCUGCCCAAUCAGAAUCAAGACAAUUCAAGCGCGAACAACUGCAACCACCACCUCCACCACCACCCCCGCCACCACCCGCUCCACCACAAUCUCAAAAGGACAGCGAUGACAACAUGCCAGCGACGAGCGACUUCGUCAAGAAACUGUACAAGAUGCUUGAGGAUCAAUCCUUCUCACACGUGGUAUCAUGGGGUCCAAACGGUGAUUGCUUUGUCGUAAAGGACAUGAACGAAUUCACGAAAUCAAUCCUCCCUCGCAUGUUUAAACACUCUAAUUUUGCCUCGUUUGUCAGGCAACUAAACAAAUACGACUUCCACAAGGUCAAAAAUACCGACGACACCCAAUUUGGUGAACACUCAUGGACAUUCCGACAUCCCGACUUCCACGCUGACCGGCGAGAAGCCUUGGAAAACAUAAAACGCAAGGUCCCUGCAGCCCGUAAACCAGCACAAUUAGGGUCCGGUAUCGGACCCUCUACGCUAGGUCGGUUGCAGCAGCAAGUUGCGGCGCUGCAGUCUCAGAACGACUCUCUAAGGACACAGCUGUGUAGGUCAGAGGAUCGAGUGAGAGGUUUGGAAAGGUGUUACAAGGACGUGCUUGGAGAAAUGGUUCAUUUCCAGAGGAAUCUUGCUCAGCAGGAUGGUUUGAUGCAGAGUCUAGUGCAAUAUUUUCUGCGUGCGGAAGGCGGUGAGUCUCCUUACUUUUUUGGACACAGUAUGACUCCCAACACGCAUCCACCUCCGUCCAUGUUCGGCAUGUCAACGAAAAUAUCGACCACGGCGGCUGCGAUGUCAGCGACGUUGCUGGCUUCGCAACAACAGCCGCAGCCAAGUCCGUUUUUGCAGCCGCUCACUGCGUCUCAUUCGCAACACAUGCUCGGAUCCCAUGGACAUGGACAUGGACCGCAUGGACCGCCCACGACGUCUGCGUCGUCAUCGACACUUUUUCGGGCACUAUCAAGAAGUCAGGCGCAAGCACAAGCACAGGCACAAGCGCAAUCCCAAUCCCCGUCUCCAUCAGUUUCACAAGCACAAGGUCAGGCGCAAGGACCUGCUGAGCCACCCAUACAAUCAAUUCAAUCGAUUCCAUCUAUGCAGGAACAAAUAUCUUCCAUGCGAGAAACAAUCCCUCUCUCGCAAACGAUCCCAUCUAUGCAAUCACCCAUGCAGGAAUCAAUGUCUUCCUUACCGCAAGCGACAUCGAUGCAACAAAUGGUUAAUGGUACAGGUUCGGGAAAUGGAACCAGACCGGAGGGGACGGAUAUGACGAGUGGUGAUGCUCCUUUUUUGAUCCCUCCGGAUACAUCUUGGGAUGGGACAGUCCAAACGGUUCACGAGGGAUUACAGGUGUUCACAUUGGGACAUUUGCUUCCGAGGAGUGCGCUUGAUGAUGCGAAUGGAAAUUGGACGUAUGACGGGAAUGGAUGUGCUGAUGAAGACGGUGUAGGUGGAAUUGGGGAUUGUGAAGGGGAGGGGUUCGAGAAAGAGGAAAGUCCAGGUGCUGAAGAAGUCGUGCGACCUACACCCACGAACCCCGGCGUCCGAGAAUCUUCAUCAGCGACUUCCGGAGCCACGACACCUUCGACUGGCGGUGGACAGAAACUACGAGUCAGGAGGUCAACGUUCGUCCCAGGAUGGGCAGUCCCACCACGCGUACUUCUAGUGGACGACGACGCGGUGAGCAGGAGACUGAGCAGCAAGUUUUUGCAGGUAUUCGGGUGCGCGAUUGACGUGGCAGUGGAUGGAGUGGGAGCGGUGAAUAAGAUGAACUUGGAAAAGUAUGAUUUAGUGCUGAUGGACAUUGUAAUGCCCAAGAUGGACGGUAUAUCGGCCACAUCGUUGAUCCGCCAAUUUGAUCACGUUACACCUAUCAUCUCAAUGACAAGUAAUUCGCGUCCGAGCGAGAUCAUGACGUAUUAUUCGUCAGGCAUGAACGAUGUGUUACCGAAACCGUUCACCAAGGAAGGGUUGUUGGAUAUGUUGGAGAAGCACCUCAUGCAUCUCAAGGUCAUCCAGGAGAUGUCGAGGGUCCCGAGAAUAGCAUGUGCUCCGCGCCUCUCGACAGAUAAUUCGUUAACGGAUGCGCUCGGUGCAGAUGGCAACGGAAACGGUCCGUUGUUCAUUGGUGGGGUUGGGACCGACAUGCGGAUUGAUCCGCUUGCUGGGAUGGGGCUGACUGAGGAACGAUAUCAAGCGAUCCUCAAAGACCUCGUGAACGGUGAUAAUUUAGGUGUGCCGGAGGGUGAAGGGAUGAGUGGUGGUAUGGGUAUGGGCGAGAAGAGGGGUUUAGAAGAGGAGCAGGAUGGAAUAAGGGAGGUGAAGAGGGGACGGUUUGAAGUACUGGAUUGA